UGAUUAUUAUGGUCUGUCCAAAAUGUCACUGCGCAGGAGUUGUUUUCAGGUCGCACAUGUAGUAGUAAAUACAAGCUUCGAAACAUAACCAUAAAGACGCAAUACACAAUACACAGUAGUUUAUAUAGGCUCUCGCUUGAAGUGAAAUGAUUUCAUUUACUACCAGUGUUGUUUGUUUAUUUUUGCGUUCAGUUUCACGAAGUUUAAAUCUGUCAUAUUGCAAGAGACAGUGCAUCCGAAUGACAACACGUCUGUACGCUGUGGACGCUGUAAAAGCUGAUCAGAGGAAACAGAAAAGGCUAGAGAAGCGCUUUGAGAGAAAGCUGCGUUCAGUUUAUAGACAGUUUGCUGAUGUGCCUGACAGCACUGUGUUCCAGGGACUCCAUCAUGUGUAUACUGUGGAAGCACACGGAGUAUACAGAUCAGCACGUGGAGAAGAUGAGGAGCACAUUGUGCCAGUGCUCAGUGCUGACUGGGCAGGUGAUGUGGGAGGGACUUUUCAGAGGGUCAGACUCUCUCCUUCUGAGUCCAUGCUGGCUGCAGCACUGAAGAGCAACCACAGUGAAGUGGCUAGAUGCAUGCUAGUUCGAUUGGAACCCUGUGCUAUUCCCCAGGAGCCCAUGCUCAUCCUUGACAACGUCUUCAGCUUUGAGUGGGCCACUGAUGACGUACUGUACUACACCAGUCAAGAAGGGCUCCGGUGCAGACAUGUUUUUCGACUUCACCUUACAAACACUGGCUUCCACAGUAUGCUGGUUUAUGAAGAAAAGGAUCCCGAGUUCUUUGUGGAGGUCAUUCAGUCAAGAGAUCAGAGGCUUCUGACUAUAAACUGCAGCAGUAAGUGCAGCUCUGAGGUCUGGAUGAUUGACAGCAGGUCUCCUCUCUCGCCCCCUAAACUAGUACAGCGACGGCAGCCUGGUUUACUGUACCAUGUAGAGCACUCUGACAACCAGCUGUACGUCCUCGCCAACACUGGCCCAGGCCACGAGUACGAAUUGCUGAGGACCUCUCUCUCCUCUCCAGCCAUGUGCUAUUGGGAGCCUGUGUACAGCCCUGGACCUGGAGCAGUCAUUAAAGACAUGGAUAUGUUACCAGAUCACUGUGUGUUCACAUUGAGGGGGCCUCAGGGUCGACUCCAUCUGCAGACCUUUCCAUUAAAGUCUCCUAAUGAUGUGACCAUUCACCAUCUCCCGUCCUGGAGCUUUGAUGUAGAGGCAGAACGUUCUGACACACUGAAGAGAAAUGUAUUCCACUUCCUUCUGUCAUCCCCGGUUCAUCCCCCUGCCCGCUACCUCUUAUCUCCUACGGAUGAGCGACCCAUCUCCUGCAACGGAGUGCGUCAACACACCGCCCUCGCUGAGUGUCACACCACUCACCUGCAGGCCAUCAGCCAGGAUGGGACUGCGGUGCCUUUGACACUUUUUCACACAAAAUCAUUGGCUGAUCUGAAUGAUGUUCCACUCUUGCUCCAUGUAUACGGUGCUUACGGCCUGGACCUCAACAUGGCCUUCAGUCCUGAGAAAAGGCUGCUGCUGGAGGACAACUGGGCUUUGGCCUACUGCCAUGUCAGGGGUGGUGGUGAGUGUGGUCUGGCCUGGCACCGAGCAGGGUGUUUGCAGCACAAGCAGAAUGGAGUAGAGGAUCUCACUGCCUGUAUUCAGACUCUCUUCCAGUCAGGAGUGUCCCAGCCUGCACUAACUGCCCUCACGGCGCGCAGUGCAGGAGCUGUACUAGCGGGUGCACUGUGCAACCAACAUCCUCACCUCCUCAGAGCCGUCCUCUUGCAGGCACCGUUUUUGGAUGUUCUUAGCACCAUGCAGGACUCAUCCCUGCCGUUAACAAUAGAGGAGAGAGGGGAGUGGGGUGACCCGCUUGCAUAUACCCGGGACUGGGACAACAUUGCCUCUUACUGUCCCUGUCAUAAUAUUACUCCUCAGCUCUAUCCAUCCAUGCUGAUCACUGCAUACUCUGAGGACAGCAGAGUGCCUUUGGCAGGUGUCUUAAAGUAUGUGGAAAAGCUCAAAAAGGCCAUCCAGACCCAUACCAGCAACCUCAGUGUUAAAGAACAUGUCCCAGCUGUCAUUCUGGAUCUUCAGCCAGGUGGAGAUCACUUUGGUCCAGAGGAUUAUGACCAGUCCAUGUGUGAGAUUGCUCGACAGUUAGCGUUCCUCUACACGACGCUGGGACUGGGUGUCCAUGGAAAAGUGGAAAUGAAUCAUGAGGAAAACUCAAUGAAAUCUGAUAUUAUCCUGAACUCUGAGCUAGUAUAAUCACGAAUAAAGUAUGUGAAUUAUUUUAACAAAUGCACUUCUAGUGAAUAUAUGUGCAUUUUUAUUUAACAUGUAAAAGUUCUUUAGGAAAAUACAAAUGAGAUGGCAGCAGUUGAGCUUCGCGG
Messenger RNA from Ictalurus punctatus (channel catfish), 2395 nucleotides. It is a transcript of the gene prepl, whose product is annotated as prolyl endopeptidase like. The transcript has 14 exons. Gene Ontology annotation, molecular function: serine-type endopeptidase activity. Gene Ontology annotation, biological process: proteolysis. The record is from RefSeq and is a predicted model, not a curated record. Gene Ontology annotation, cellular component: cytoskeleton; Golgi apparatus. Bases 147 to 2270 code for a protein of 707 amino acids. Lineage: Eukaryota; Metazoa; Chordata; Actinopteri; Siluriformes; Ictaluridae.